GCAGAAGAGAUACUGCAGGAAUGUGGACUGGUCCAGGCCAGCCCCCUAGAAGAAAGAUACACACUUGCUCCUACUGUGGCUAUUCCACCAUGUAUAGUACAGGCUUAAAGAGGCACAUGCGUUCUCAUACUGGGUACAAACCCUAUGCUUGUCCGCACUGUGAAUACAGCACAAUUACUAAGUAUCAUCUGCAGCGGCAUAUUCGCAUCCAUAAUGGUGGAGCGGGACACAAACCCUCAUUGGGCUGGUGGAAGAAGAACAGCAGGGGAAUGGCAGAGCCCCCCUAUCACCUCUGGCAGGGUGCACCAAUGUCCGCACUGUGCCUACAAUACAAACGAUUCCUUUAAGUUGCGUAGACAUAUAUUAAAGCAUACUGGAGAGAGACCUUUCUCUUGCCCGUAUUGCUCUUAUGGCACUACUCGGAAAGAACUUCUCAAGGAACACAUUAAUGUCCAUACUGGUGAGAAACCUUAUAACUGUCCCCAUUGUCCGUACAGUGCAUCUCAGAGAAGUUGCUUAAAUGUCCACCUGAGGAGACAUGCUCCCAAUGAACGGUCAUUUACCUGUCCAUACUGUCCUUUCAAAACAUUCCAAAAGUCUAAGUUGAAUACCCAUGUGUUAACUCAUAAGGCUGGAUAUCAUAUUCCCUGAGGAAAGGAAAACUGAAGUUGGAUGUGUAUUCAUUGCCUCUGUUGUGAAAGUAAGGUACCUCUCUGUUAACAUGAGCUACAACUUGCAUAAGUGACUAGAAAUUCUGAGUGUAUAAAAUAUAAUCCCUUGGCGGCUAGUCUGUUGUAAGAAAAUGGAACAAGCUCAAGACUACUGGCUAUGUGAUCAUGAAUUAGUGUUUAUGUCUUACUUUAUAGGAAACUUUUAGGGAUGCUAGAGGUUAUUUUGUUGGAAAAGCUUCAAGGCAUUGUGUAUCCUAUAACCCAGUAAAUAUUAUAUUGAUUCUUUUGAGUAUAGAAAAGUAAGAAAAUCAUGAAAAUUGUUUGACAGAUAU
Messenger RNA from Penaeus chinensis, 1003 nucleotides. Its product is annotated as chorion transcription factor Cf2-like. Lineage: Eukaryota; Metazoa; Arthropoda; Malacostraca; Decapoda; Penaeidae. Gene Ontology annotation, cellular component: nucleus. The record is from RefSeq and is a predicted model, not a curated record. Gene Ontology annotation, biological process: regulation of gene expression. Bases 145 to 651 code for a protein of 168 amino acids. The transcript is spliced from 2 exons.